GAUCUCAUUACAGCCACUGGACCAAUCAAAUCAGACCACAGCUUCAAAUCAUCCAAUCAGGGACUGACUCUAAACUUGGUUUUCUACUGAACUGUCUGAGUUCCUAACAUCACUAUCACUUUGUUUGAACAAGAACGAUGAUCACACUCUUUGUUGCUCUUUGCUUCUUAACAUCAGUGAAACCUUCUAACAUCAAGGAGAUUCAAGUUAAAAAAAUAAAGAUUGGAGAAGAUGUUACUAUAAAAUGCGGCGUGUCCAGUGACAAAGAUAACCUUUUUUGGUUCAAACAGAGUUUUGGAAAGCUUCCUCAGUUGUUAGGGAGAACAGUGGGGAAAGAUUUCAGACCUAAUGAUAAACGCUUCAGUGUUAGUGAUGUAAAAUUGUUUAAUCUCAACAUAACAAAUGUGACAGAAGAGGAUACAGGAACAUACUUCUGUGUAGAAAUGCUGAGCACUUCACCAGACUUUACAUCUGGAACCCUUUUGGUUGUUGAAGAUGAGGAGAGGAAACGAUCUCCUCCAGCUGUAACGGUGUUGGAGAACGGAGAGUCGCUCACACUCCAGUGUUCAGUACAAGCCAUUACUUCAAGCUGUGAAGAACCGAGCGUGUACUGGUUCAGACACGGCUCAGGAGAAUCUGAUCCAGGAAUCAUUUACACUCAUGGAAACGCCAGUGAUGAGUGUAAGAAGAGCUCUGAGGCUGGUUCUCCUCCACAGAGCUGUGUCUACACUCUCCCCAAGAGGAAGCUCACAACCUCUGGUAAAGAAAUGCUCUACUGUGCUGUGGCUGAGUGUGGACAAAUCCUCUUCAGGAAUGUAAAUAAAGCUGCAGAUACAAAAAAUAGGCAGUGGAUUGUUGCCUUAACAAUCUCCAAUGUAAUAUGUGUUAUCGUGAUCAUUGCUCUGCUCGGACGUUUACUUAAACUACAAAAAGGGGCUUCAAACGACCAAACAACUAACAUAAAUCAGGUCGCUGCUGAAGAGGUCUUGAACUAUGCAGCUGUGGGUUUUGAUAAGAAACCUUCAUCCUCUAGAACAUCCAGAGCCAAGAGCCAUGAAGAUGUUUAUGCUCAAGUUAAAGUAAAAUAGAGAAAGAGAAAUUAAUUCAGAAUUAAAACACAACCAAAAUUUAAUUCUUCCCUAAUUUUUAAUUCUUAACUAAAACUAGACAGAUUUUUGAAUCAUGAAUGUACUAGUUUGCUUUAAUUGUUUAUGACUAAAGCUUCUUAUUUGUGGUCUAAAGUUCUGUUCUUUCACCAUUACAGACUGUGUAACCUUCUCAUUUGUAUUUAUUAGGAUUUGAUCAGUUGGUCUUUAAAUUAUAUCCUGCAUUUUUUCCCUAAAUUUAUAAAAGCUUUACAUUUGGGAUCUUUACUUAACAUUUUCUCUUAAAAUAAUGAACCUGAUUUCUAGAAUUGCAAGAAAACCCAUAGUUUGAUUUUAAAAGCUACCUUCAUGACCGUUCAGGUCUCACAUCAGGCCUUUAUUCUUCUUUAAAACAUGUCAGAUGUGAGAGGAUAAAUAAAUCUGUGGAUAAUGUAAUUACUGUAAAUGAGCUAAAUCACAUUUCCCAGCUGUAGGCAGUUUAUAAGUAAAUAUAAUGCACAUUAUGAUGUUUAACCCACACAGAUUUCCAUAAAUAUUAAUGACUUUAAAGUGAAAUAAAUCUGAAUAUUAAUGUUAGUGAUAUUAGUGUUUACUGUGUUACUUAUUACUGCUGAACCUGAAAUUCAAUUCCAAUUACAUUUUAAUACAGAUUUUACUUUCAUGACAUUUCUAUUAAAUCUAUUAAAUAUUGCACGGUGUGAUGAGUUAAGGCUCAGAUUUAAAUAGUAAAUAAAUCAUUAGGAACAUAACAAUUAUCACUGUAUCUAACACGCUUCCCUGAAAUCUCACUGAAGAAUUAAGUGUGAAUGUGUUAAACAUGUGAUGAUGUAAUGUGGGGAAAUAUGUGGGGAGUCAUUUAAAUUAUCGUUCAGUAAUUUUACUCAAACCAAGAAAUAUUAGAAUUGUUCCAUUUCUCUUGUAAUCAUGCCCUGGUUAGAUUUAGUAAAAAUGUUUUAGUGAAUCCUCAGAAGCUUCAGAGCCUCAGACAUGUACUCUGUAUCGUCAUAUAUAUUGCUGUAUAGUUUAAACAAUUUUUAAAAAUAAAUCAUGUUAAAAAGAAAUGAGUCUGUGACUGCAUGUGAGAACAGAAAACAAAAAACUCUAAUUAUUUUAACUCAAUAUCCAACUGAAACUGUAUUCCUGAUGUAACAGAAUGUGACUUAAUAGUGCCCCUGAAAGACUAGUUUAAAUCGAGCCACUGCGCCACCUUCUGUUGUGAGAGAGGAAGUUGCUCAGCUGCUUUAAUAUCUGCUUUGUCGCAUUUGUGAGAAAAUCAAGACAAGAAAAUCCUCUUAUACACUUUUCCCCUUAUAUUGUCUUUUGUAUUUGCAAAUUGCUUCUGUAUAUUUGAGAAUGAACUUUUCCUUUACAAAGAAGCAAAAUAAUUUCUUUAGUUUUGGCACAAAUUUAUCUCUCUAAAUGUCCCAUGAUCAGAGGUUAUGAGAUUGUGAAGGUGUUCUGUGGUGUCACCUAGAUAUUAGCAGCAGAUCCCUUAAGGCCUGUAAGUGAGGUGAGGUUCCCGUGGAUCAGACUUGUUUGUACAGCACAUCCCACAGACGUUUGUUCAGACUGAGAUCUGGGGAGUUUGGAGGCUGAGUCAAUACCUUUAACUCUCUCUUUGUCUUGUACAGACCAUUCAUGAACAAGUUUUGCAGUG
Tachysurus fulvidraco (yellow catfish) is the source of this 2763-nucleotide messenger RNA. RefSeq names its product vascular endothelial growth factor receptor 1-like. The coding region runs from base 138 to 1088 and encodes 316 amino acids. Gene Ontology annotation, biological process: response to bacterium. Lineage: Eukaryota; Metazoa; Chordata; Actinopteri; Siluriformes; Bagridae. The record is from RefSeq and is a predicted model, not a curated record. The transcript is spliced from 6 exons.